This is a messenger RNA of Eupeodes corollae, 3692 nucleotides long. Its product is annotated as ankyrin-3-like. The transcript has 2 exons. Lineage: Eukaryota; Metazoa; Arthropoda; Insecta; Diptera; Syrphidae. Gene Ontology annotation, molecular function: protein binding. The record is from RefSeq and is a predicted model, not a curated record. Bases 1 to 3561 code for a protein of 1186 amino acids.
AUGCUGCACUAUGCUGCCAUAGGUGGAAAUCUUGAGAUUGUGGAAUAUUUAUGCAAACAAAAUGUACCAUCUGAUGCCAGAGAUAAUUAUUGUAAAACUGCUUUCCAUCUUGCUGCAGAAUAUGGUAGAACAAGUAUUGUCGAGUUCUUUUUAAGUAAUCAUUUGAAUUUUAUCGAUCAGCAAACAGAAUUCAAAGAAACUUCGUUACAUUUAGCAGCUGGAAAUGGCCAUGCUGAUACUGUGGAAUGUUUACUUAAACAUAAAGCGAGCACAAGAAUAUUAAAUUGUGCCGACUUAGUAGCUUUGCAGAAAGCAGUUAUUGGUGGCCACAAGAGUGCCAUGGAACUCUUGCUAGGAAAAGAAGAUAAUUUUGACGUAAUAGAUAGCUUAAACUUACUUCAUUUAGCUUCAAAAUCACGCAAUCCUGACGUGGUAUUUUAUUUAGUUGGGAAGAAUGCUAAAGUUAAUUCAAAUGGCUAUGUGAAUGGAGAAACAGCGUUACAUUUGGCAGCACAAUGUGGUCACUUGGCCAUUGUUAAUAUUUUAAUUGAAAACAAAGCAAACGUUAAUUCUGUAAAUAAUAGAGGUUACACUGCUCUACAUUAUGCUGCAGAAAACGGUAAUGAUAAGAUUUUUAAAGCUCUCCUUAAGCAUGGCGCUGACAUAAAUGCUGUGGAAAUUAAUAAAUUUACACCUUUGCACUGUGCAGUCGAAAAUAAACACAAAAAAGUCGUAGACACUUGUUUAAAAAACGGCGCUAACGUAGAUUUAAAAACACAAAAACUCCUAACUCCACUCCAUAUUGCAGUUUUUCGGGGGAACUUAAAAGUAAUAAAUGCUCUUAUAAAAUCCGGGGUUCAACUAAACUGUAAGGACAUUGACGGUAAUACACCAUUACACUGUGCCGCAAUGAAAUCUUGUUUAACCAAAGAAAUAGCUGAGACUUUAUUAAAUAAAGGAGCACUGAUCAAUGUCAGGAAUAGUUCCAAUUUGACACCCCUUCAUUUAGCGUGUAUGGUAGGUAAUAUUGAUCUAAUAGAAUUAUUGGCAACAAGUGGAGCUGCGGUGGACGCAGCUGAUAACGAUAAUGAAACACCAAUGCAUAAAGCCGCAUUUAAAGGUAAAAUCGAUGCAAUAAAAGUUUUGGUAAGAAAUAAAGCUAAUGUCAACGUCAAAAACAAGCAAGGUAUAACUCCACUAUUUUUAGCUGCUUCAAAUGAUCAUUGCGAUAUAAUGGAAUACCUUUUUGAAAAUAAUGCCAAAGAAAAUAAAUGCAGUAAACCCGAUUUUAUAUCAAUAAAUUCAGCAAUAAUUAACGGUCAUGUUGACGUUGUUAAACUAUUACUACAACAUAGAUCAAAAAUUAAUGACAGAGGCAUGAAUGAAGGUUCUACUUUAUUUAUUGGCGUAGAAAAAGGAGACAUUGACAUUUUUAAGAUUUUAAUUGAAAAUGGGGCAAAUGUUAAUCCGAAAGGUAUGGGCGAUAAGUCACCAUUAUGUAAUGCCGUACAUCUUAAUCGCAAGGAAAUUGUUAAACUUCUUGUGUCCAACGGAGCGAAUGUUGAUGGUGAGAUUGGUGAACCACUCUAUACGGCAAUUUUUGAUGGUCAUAUUGAUAUUUUUGAAUAUUUGUUGAGUAAAAAUGCUCGCAUUACUUCUCAAAUAUGUGGAAAACAUGCAUUGCAUUUAGCGGUAUGUAGAGGUCAUAAGAGCAUAGUAAGUACUUUAAUUCGACAUGGCACAGAUGUAAAUUUUUGUGAUUUGAAUAAUCCAGACAAAAACAAAAGAUUUUCACCCUUACAUGUAGCAGUAGCAAUGAACCUUAACGAAAUCACAGAAAUACUGUUAGAGCAUGGAGCUAACAUUAAUGAGAAUAGUUGCGAUGGGACUCCUUUACACAUUGCUGUUUUUAAUAACAAUUUUGAUGUUGUAAAAUUGAUGGUAAAAAGUGGGAGAGCAAAAAUAAAUAUGAAAACAAAGGAUGAUUACACAAUAUUGCAUAUUGCAGCAGAGAAUGGUAAUUUGGAAAUGGUAAAAUAUCUCAUUGCCAAUGGUAGUAGCAUUGAUGCUAGAACUUCAAAGACGGGUUUAAAAGCCAUACAUUGUGCUGCGCAACACGGCUUCGUAGAUAUUGUAGCGCUUUUGCAUAAAACUGGCUCAAGUGUUAAUGAAAUCAACUUUAUCAACCAGACCCCAUUACACUUAGCUUCAAUGUUUGGACAUGUCAAAGUUGUUGAAUAUUUAAUUGCAAAUAAAGCUUGUAUCGAUGCACGAGCUUUUUUAGACACAACUCCAUUAUCCAUUGCUGUUCAAAAAGGUCACAUAAAUAUUGCUGAAUUACUUUUGAAAAAUGGAGCUAUGUACAAUGCCAUGGUUGCAGCAACUGACAACUUAUUUAAAGGUGUGAAGAUAAAUAAUCGAAGUUUUGUAGAAAACGCUUUAAAAGAUGGCGCAUUCAUCAACUCAAAAAAUUACAAGGGUUAUACUCCUUUAUGUUAUGCAUCACGCAAAGGAUUUAUUGAUAUUGUUAGAAUCUUACUAAAAAACAAAGCAAAUCCAAAUGCGCUCGACUUGAAUGGAUUGACUUCAUUGCAUUAUGCCCUUAAACUGUCUCAUAUUGAUGUAGUUAAAGUACUAUUAGAGAACGGUGCAUCAUACGAUCCUUUAAAAGAUAAACACAUAACUUCGAAAAAUUUAAUUGAACAUAAAGAUAUUGUUGAUUUAUUGUUAUUAAACCAGACUACACCACAAAAUCCACACACAAACCAAACGCAUGUAGAAAAUAAAGUAAGCUUUUUAAAGCCACAUUCAAGCCAAAAUGCAAUCAUAACCUUAACUCAUCCAGCACAAAAAAAAAUUAUACAAUAUGUAGCAAAUUAUGAAGACAUAAAAAAAGCAAUUACUAAUGAUAAUCUGGAGAUAUUAAAAGAAUUAAUGGCAAAAAAAUUAUAUGAUAUUGAAGUUGAACCUGACGGUAAAACGCUUUUACACUUUGCUGUUCAUAGUCAAAAAAUAAAUAUUGUAAAAUUUCUACUUGCAAAUGGAUUCGAUGUUAAUAAAUCAACAAACAAAGGGAAUACCCCAUUACACAUUGCUGUUCUCAAGAAUAAUAAAGAAAUUGUUAAAAUUUUACUACAAAACACAAAAAGUAGCGAGCUCAAAGAGUUUAUAAAUGCUAAAACCACGAUAAGUGGCGCUACAGCUCUUCAUGUAGCAGUAUCAAAGAAAGGUUCGCUGGAUAUUGUCAAAUUAUUGCUCAAAAAUGGUGCUGCUUAUGAUGCAACUAAUAAUAAAAAUGAAUCGCCAUUGGAAUUAUCAAUUGAUCCUGAUGUCAAAUCAGUUCUAAAGCUAAUUCAUGAUUUGAAUAUCUAUGUCAAAAGUGGUAGUUUAGAAGCCAUACAUAUCCUAAAGACAUUGAAGUAUACAUUAUUUUCAAUUGCAAUGAAUGCUCGGAAUGACCAAGGUUUUACAUUAUUAAAAAUUGCUUCUCUUCAGAUGAAUAAAACAAUUUAUGAUCUGUUGAUUCAAAUAUCACAAAUUCGAGAUUCAAAACAACUGUGAGACUAAAUAAUUGGUUGUUAAAUACAAGUUUAAUUUUAAUGUACAUGUAAUAAAUAAAUUGUGUAUUUGCAGACUUUAUAUCAACUUGAAUUUAAAAUAAAUGUUUAUUAUACUGCAGUUAUAUGUUAAAA